GUGUUUGUGAACAUGUUCAGCUCCUCCAAUCAGUCUCCUAAUUCUUCCAUAGGGGUACUUGACGCCAGUCCAAAGGUUUGCUUGAAAGCAGGACAGGGAGUGCUGGAGGAGGUUCAAGACAGCAUGCCAGAAACAGAGUGGGGACUUGAUAGCUCAAGCUCAAGUGAAGAACUUAGUCCCUCGGAGGAAGACGACUUAGAGGAAGAAGCAGCCCGCUAUGAGGAAGAAAGAUACCACCCUGAUGAGGGUAGAAAUAGAGAGCCAAGGAAGAAGUUAAAAGGAAAUGGCAGCUUAAGUCAGGGCAUGGUUUGGUCUCCGGGCCCUAGCGCCCCUCCGCCUUAUGCAGAAAACUUUUGCUCAGAUUCUUUUAUCCCUCGAGAUGAGCCGCAAAAAUUACAGCAGAUGUUUCCUGUCUUUGAGGCAGCAGAUGGAGGACGCAUUCACAUGUCUGUGGAGCACAUACAAAUCAAAGAACUUGCUGAGUCGGUCCGUAAUUAUGGAGUUAGUGCCAAUUUUACUUUAUCUCAAGUCAAAAGACUUGCUACUUUGGCCAUGACUCCGGGAGACUGGCAAAUGGCUGGAAAGGCUGUGCUCACUAAUAUGGGGCAGUAUUUAGAAUGGAAAGCCUUAUGGUAUGACGCCUCUCAAAUGCAAGCGAGGGCUAAUGCUGCAGCUGAAGGUGAUCAGAGAAAUUGGACGUUUGAUUUGCUGACAGGUCAGGGACCAUAUGCAGUCAAUCAGACAAAUUAUAAUUGGGGAGCAUACGCUCAGGUUUCAGCUGCUGCCAUUAAGGCGUGGAAAGCACUUUCAAGGAAAGGAGAGGCAGGAGGACAUCUGACAGGUGGAUGUAGCUAUUUCAUCAGGUACAAAGUGAAGAAAAUUGUCAGAGACAUAAGCGAAAG
Messenger RNA from Mus caroli (Ryukyu mouse), 902 nucleotides. NCBI's taxonomy places the organism in Eukaryota, Metazoa, Chordata, Mammalia, Rodentia, Muridae. The record is from RefSeq and is a predicted model, not a curated record.